Penicillium bovifimosum is the source of this 723-nucleotide messenger RNA. RefSeq names its product Mpv17/PMP22 family protein. The record is from RefSeq and is a predicted model, not a curated record. Gene Ontology annotation, cellular component: cytoplasm; membrane. NCBI's taxonomy places the organism in Eukaryota, Fungi, Ascomycota, Eurotiomycetes, Eurotiales, Aspergillaceae. The transcript has 4 exons. Bases 1 to 723 code for a protein of 240 amino acids.
AUGUCCGUCAAAUUCCAAGAAGAAACGGUUCGCACUGCCGUCACGGCCGCGGGCGGCAAGUCCGAAGACCUCGCACACCGUGUCGGUGAGCGAUUGACCGGCGGAAGGACAGCGGCCGGAUAUCUCCAGGCCUACCUCCUCCAGCUCCAGAAGAACCCGCUGCGCACGAAGAUGCUCACCUCCGGUGUGCUCUCCGGCCUGCAGGAACUGUUGGCUUCAUGGAUCGCUCACGAUGUCGGCAAGCACGGCCACUACUUCAGCUCGCGCAUCCCCAAGAUGUCGCUGUACGGCAUGUUCAUCAGCGCGCCCCUCGGCCACGUCCUCAUCGGCAUUCUCCAGAAGAUCUUCGCCGGCCGCACAUCUCUGAAGGCUAAGAUCUUGCAGAUUCUCGUCAGCAAUUUGAUUGUCUCCCCCAUCCAGAACAGUGUUUAUCUCAGCUCUAUGGCCGUUAUCGCUGGUGCGCGCACCAUCCACCAGGUCCGCGCUACCGUUAAGGCUGGAUUCAUGCCCGUCAUGAAGGUCAGCUGGGUCACUUCGCCCCUGGCUUUGGCUUUCGCUCAGAAGUUCCUGCCCGAACACACAUGGGUGCCGUUCUUCAACAUUAUCGCGUUCUUCAUCGGAACUUACGUCAACACCCACACCAAGAAGAAGCGUCUGGAAGCUCUCCGCAAGCGGUACGACCAGCGCCGCGACCCCGGCUACGAGAAGCGCGACUACCCUUAG